Lottia gigantea (owl limpet) is the source of this 381-nucleotide messenger RNA. RefSeq lists its product as hypothetical. The annotation marks the transcript as partial. The record is from RefSeq and is a predicted model, not a curated record. The transcript is spliced from 3 exons. Gene Ontology annotation, biological process: mitochondrial electron transport, cytochrome c to oxygen. Lineage: Eukaryota; Metazoa; Mollusca; Gastropoda; Lottiidae.
GGUAAUCGUGAUGUAGUAGGAUAUGGUAUAAAUGGAAGAUUGAAUUAUCUAGAUAGCACGGAGUUCCCAUAUCCAAGUCUGAGAUUUGCUGAAAAUACGCCAGAUGUAAUGGCUCUAAGAGAGGAAGAGAAACAAUGUUGGUCCACUUUAAGUAUAGAGCAAAAGAAAGCUUUGUAUAGAGCAAGUUUCUGCAAUAAUUUUGCUGAAUUGAGAGCUCCAACAGGACAUUGGAAAGAUUAUCUUACAUCAUUUUUGAUUCUGAUGUCUAUAACCCUGUCCAUUUCAUUAUAUAUGAAUGAAUAUGGCUUGCCAUACAUGCCAAAAACAUUUAACAAGGAAUGGGAAAUGGAGGUACAAAGAAGAAAACUUCUGCUGGGCAAU